AUGGAGAAUAUCGAUAGAUUGGGAUCUACUUCAACAAAUUCUGCGGUUGAAGACGGAUUAGGAUCUACAUCAACAGGAUCUACAUCGAUCAAUGAUGGAUCGAUUAUGAAUGAUCUUAGAAAUCCAGGAGGCUCUCUUUUUGAUACGGAUUCAAAUUCGGAUUCAGAGCCAGAAUCAAAUAAUACCGCAGUUGAAGUGUCAUACUUACCUGAUUGUCCAUCCCAGCUAAAGCCUUACAUUGGACAGAUUUUUCUUAGACUUGAUGAUGCUACUGAGUUCUAUAAUAAGUAUGCACGACAUGUUGGGUUUCACACUCGAAUUGGUUAUGUUGUCAAUCAAUUUGAUGAAAUACAUAAUCAUGAUAUGGUGGAGUUACGCCAUAAGCGAUUCAUGAGGCUGAAUCGCAACAUUGACCUAUUGCAUCAGAAAUUUAUACUAGAUUGUGCAAGUGCAAACAUAGGCCCUACACUGACUUUUAAGUUGCUGGAUUAUGUUGGUUGCACGGUUGUAGAAGUUAGAAACUAUAGGCGCGACUUGAGAGCAUAUACUAGUGGGGCAGAUGCACAAAUGGUACUUAAUGAGAUGAGCCGGAAGAAAGAGAAUUGUCCAACAUUCACCUAUGAUUUUGAGGUGAACUCUAAGGAUAUGCUCACUCGUCUUUUCUGGUGUGACCCCAUUGCUAAGAAGAAUUUCCAUCUCUACGGUGAUAUAGUAUCGUUUGACACAACCUAUUCAACUAAUAGGUACUGCAUGAUAUUUGCACCGUUCACAGGAAAAGACAACCAUGGGAGACCUGUAGCAUUUGGUGCAGGCUUAUUAUCUAAAGAAAAUGCUGAUUCCUUCACAUGGUUGUUUGAACGUUUUGUCAAAUGUAUGGGUUCUGCACCAAAAUUGAUCAUUACUGAUCAGGAUUUGGGAAUGAAGGUUGCUGUGGAAAGAGUCCUUGUUGAUACAAGACAUCGAUGGUGCAUGUGGCACAUCAUGUUCAAGGUUGUGGAAAAGUUACCAAAGAAUCUACUUGGCAAUGAAGACUUGAAAAAGGAGUUAAACAAUUGUGUGUGGUCUGAGUUGAUAGAGCCUAAAGAAUUUGAUGAAGAAUGGAAUAAAGUAAUGGAAAAAUAUGGGCUUAAGGACAAUGAGUGGUUUUCCUCGAUGUUUGCCUCACGAAAAUUUUGGGUGCCUGCAUUCUUUAGGGAUUUUCCAAUGAGUUCACUAAUAAAGACCACAUCAAUAUCUGAAUCUCAGAACAUAUUCUUCAAGAGGUACUCCAAGUCUCCCCUCGAGAAGCAUGCUUCGACAAUAUAUAGUGAUAGUGGUUUCAAACUAAUUCAAAGUGAGAUUGAGGAAGCAGUUGAUAAUGUCACUAUGGUGACAGUGUCAAACAUUGGUGAAAAUGAGAUUUAUGUAGUCAAUGACAAGUUCUCGAAGAACUGGACUGUGACAUACUCCACAUCUUUUGAUUCAUAUGGAUGUAGUUGUAAGAUGUUUGGGAGGAUUGGGCUUGUAUGCAGUCACAAUUUUUGGGUCUUGAGAAACAAAAAAAUGAAAUUAAUCCCUAAUGAGUUACAUGGAGGACGCUGGUUGAAGUCUAAAUUUGUCAAGGCUGUGCAUUGUGGGUUUGAUGAUGAUAUUGAAACAUUUAUUGUUGUGGAUGAGACGAAGCAGGAGUAUAGGGAUAUGCAUGGAGAUUUUUAUGAUAUUGCACGGCUUAUUGAAGGAGAUGGUGAUAAAAUUCGAGCAUUUAGACAAAUUAUGGCUGAAGGAAGAAAAGAAGUACUUGGUGAGGGAAAUGUGUUGUCAAUUAGUGAAAAGAGAUUAAUGAUUGAGAAUUUUUAUGGAUCACAUGUCCCUAGUCAAAUAGAUGUUCAUCCGCCAGAUGUCGUCAAAACCAAAGGUUGUGGUCGACGUCUUUCUCGGCUUGAGAAGGAAAUGAGAGAGAUGUCCAAGCCUGGUCGGAAAUGUGGAAAAUGCGGCGAGGUUGGUCGGCAUGAUUCAAGAAAUUGUGAUAAGAUACAGGACGAGAAUAACAAGAAAAAGAGGAGAAACCAAUGUUGA
This is a messenger RNA of Salvia splendens (bonfire salvia), 2055 nucleotides long. RefSeq names its product protein FAR1-RELATED SEQUENCE 5-like. Lineage: Eukaryota; Viridiplantae; Streptophyta; Magnoliopsida; Lamiales; Lamiaceae. The record is from RefSeq and is a predicted model, not a curated record. Gene Ontology annotation, molecular function: zinc ion binding. The transcript has 6 exons. Bases 1 to 2055 code for a protein of 684 amino acids.